This is a messenger RNA of Suillus paluster, 600 nucleotides long. RefSeq lists its product as uncharacterized. The record is from RefSeq and is a predicted model, not a curated record. The transcript has 5 exons. The coding region runs from base 1 to 600 and encodes 199 amino acids. Gene Ontology annotation, molecular function: RNA binding. Gene Ontology annotation, biological process: mRNA splicing, via spliceosome. Gene Ontology annotation, cellular component: catalytic step 2 spliceosome; precatalytic spliceosome; U2 snRNP. Lineage: Eukaryota; Fungi; Basidiomycota; Agaricomycetes; Boletales; Suillaceae.
AUGAACGUCGUACGCGAAAUAAACAAGAUCAACGAACGUGAGCUCGAGCUCGGGAUUUCAGGAUCAUGGCAUGAUGAGUACAAGGAUUCUGCCUAUGUAUUUAUUGGCGGUCUGCACUUUGACCUGACUGAAGGCGACGUGAUCACGAUAUUUUCUCAGUAUGGAGAAGUUAUGGAUGUUAAUCUCCCUCGGGACAAAACGACUGGGAAGACCAAGGGAUUUGCCUUCCUUAUGUAUGAAGAUCAAAGGUCCACGGUAUUGGCUGUCGAUAACCUUAAUGGUGCCAACGUGCUGGGUAAGACGCUGCGUGUGGACCAUGUAAAGAACUAUAAACAGCCAAAGGUGAAAGGCGAAGAUGGAGAAUGGGAGGAACCCGAUGAACAGAGUUUGAAUGCCAGGCCAGAGAUGAUUAUGGAUGGACGUCCAGCAUCAGAUUCAGACGCGUCUUCGGUCAUUUCCAUCGAUCCCGAGGACCCUAUGCGGGACUACAUCUUAGCACAGAGGAAAGAGGAAAAAGCCCUAAAGAAAUCCAAAAAAUCUAAAAAAUCCAAAAAAUCCAAGACAUCUAAGAAGCAGCGUGGUGACGACGACAGGAGAUAA